CCGUUUCUCCACCUCUAUUUCAUUUUCUAUUUCCACGAAAUCAAAUGAAAUUCAUUUGAUAUUUAUUUCCAAGAAAUCAAAACGAAGCACCAUGUCAAGUUCAGAUGACGAUUGGUUUGACCAGGAUGAGAACGACCUGUUGCAGGGCCUGGAAAAGUCCUUAAAGUCCCUGGAGCUGCAGAAGAAUGAGGAGUACAUCGAACGCCCCUCAUCUGAGGGUAAAUACCACCGUAUGGUUAAGCAGCCAUCAAGCUUUUUGAGGGAGCGAACUUCACAGUUCUCCCUGACCGAGUUAACAAAUGCCUUAAAAAUGCCAGCCAUCGACAUGUUCUUAUACUUUUUGUCCGAAGAGCGAGAUCUCUUCGUGAAUCAAGUGUUGGCCAAUGACAGUGUGAAACGAGUUGGCCUGUUCGUGGAUGUCCUGUGGUCGCUCUGUGAACUCGAAUUGGGCGGAUUUGAUGAAGUCUUUCUGUCCGCAUUCAGCCGGCAGACGGCGCUUCUGGACACGAUCAAGAAUCUUUUGCAGGCCAAAGCCGCUGUGGCAAAAUGCGAUGCGGAGUCGGCACUAAUAUUAAGCCGUGUUAAGUGGAUGCUUCUACGAGCCCAUAAGCAUGGCCUCCUUAGUCGCCAGGGCUACGAAUUGGUAGAACUUUAUAAGAAAUUGGCACCUUCCUUUAAAAGCGAUAUGAUUGAUGGUCUCGAAGCAUUCACCGGUAACUUUUCACAUAACGUCAAGGGCCUAAUUUAUCCAACGCUGGAGACGUUACUGGGCAAGGAAGCAACUAAGGCUUCCAAUGAAGAAGAGAAUGAGCGCUUAGUGUCCGACAAAGUAGUCCAAUAUGUGAAUACACUGCGGAAUUUACUAAGGGAAGAUUUUUUAGCACCACUAGUUGAGUUUGUGCAACAGCUGCGCAGCGGAACGGAUGUCGAUGAGUUGAAGCAACAGGGCCUUCUAUGGUCCGAUGUGCAUCUUACUUUAAAUCCACAGUUUGCUAACGCUCAGCGUCAUAGCCUUGUUUUUUUGAAGGUUCAAUCAACUAAAGUAUCCAAGAAUGUCUAUAAGACUUGGCUGAAUUCUAUAAAAUCUGGGACUCUGCUCUGUCUUACCACGAGUCUGGCCUUUGAUGAUUUAAUUCUUGCUUCCGUUGGCUAUACUGAGCCAGAAAAACUAAAGGAGGAGUGCCUAAGUGUGCAGAUUGUCAAGCAAUAUAAUAUUGGAAACGCCUACAACCGACCACUGAUCAUGUUCCAGGCGCCCGUGUUUUUCGAACCUUAUCUCAGAGUUCACAAUUACCUGAGCACUUGCAGCACAGAGAAGUUUUCCAUGCGUCGCUAUAUUGUAGACGGGCAGAUGGAGAUACGACCGCCAGCGUACAUGAAACCAGGAGUUCAGCUUAGUUUCAAUAUAAAGCCCUUCACGCUGGACAAACUACCGGAAGAUCUGCACUUAAAUGAGAGUCAGAAAACUGCAUUCAAGGAAGCUUUAAGCAGGGAGUUCAGCAUCAUUCAAGGACCUCCAGGCACCGGAAAAACACACCUUUCAGUGCAGUUGGUUAACAGCUUGAUACAGAAUGCCAAAGCCCUGGGCACGGGACCCAUCAUUGUGCUGACCUAUACCAACAAUUCGCUGGACAAAUUCCUGGUAAAAAUUUCGCGGUACACCCAAGAAAUUCUUCGCUUUGGUAGUCAGUCGCGAGAUCCGCAAAUAUCAAAGUUUAAUUUGCGUACCAUGAUCAAGCCAGAAUUGCUGCCACCGCGUCUGAAGCGAAUUUGGUGGCUAGUCAAUUGUGAGCACAAGAAAGAAUUCCAGAACCUACAAGGGCUGUACGCAAACUUUGAUGGCAGCGAGGAAAGCUACCAGGACAUUCUGGCGGCUCAGGAAAAGCUUAAUCAGGUUGCCGAGCGUAUCGAAACACUGCGCAUGGUUUUCCAGUUCUUUCUAGCAAGGGACAAGGACCUGUUGGCCAUGACCACCACGUGCGCGGCUCGCCAUAACUUCUUGUUCAGGUUGCUACAGUCAAAGUGCGUCCUCUUUGAGGAGGCAGCCGAGAUCCAGGAGGCACACAUCGUGGCAUGCCUAACGCCGCACACAGAGCACGUGAUCCUCGUCGGCGAUCACAAGCAGCUGCAACCUUUCAGUGGCAGCAGUAAGGUACCACAGAUCUCGCUCUUUGAACGACUUAUUGUGGCGGGGCUGCCAUAUUCACGGCUUAAUCUACAGUACCGCAUGCGACCCUGUAUUUCUGAACUCCUUGUGCCCAGCAUUUAUGACGAGCUGCUCUGCUCGGAGUCAGUGAAGGAAUACGAGGACAUCCGCCUGAUGUCUAAGAACUUGUACUUCGUUCAGCACAACCAACCUGAGCACCGCACUUCUGAUAUGUCCGUUGAGAAUCUUUAUGAAGCUGGCGUGUUGGCUAAAUUAACUGAGUUCCUGAUCCAGAAGGCCCAAUAUAAGCACAGCGAUAUUGUGAUAUUAUCCCCUUACAAUGGCCAAAUAGAGUGCAUCAAGAACGCGCUUCCCCAAAACUAUCGCUCAACUGUGCAAGUGGCCAGUGUGGAUAGUUUCCAAGGCCUUGAGGCCAAUAUAGUGCUGCUCUCGCUGGUGCGGAGCAAUCUAUCCGGCCGAAUUGGCUUCCUUCAACAAGCAAAUCGGGUGUGCGUGGCUCUUUCUCGAGCCCGCUGGGCUCUGUACAUUGUCGGUAAUAUGACGAUUUUGGAGGAUUCUUUCCCAAAGAUUUGGAGCCCAAUUGUCAAGCGCUUGAAAGAGAAUAAUGCCAUCGGAGAGGCAUUUCCGACCAUAAUAAGUACCUGAUUACACCUAAUUAAAAAAUGUAGAUAUGUGACAUUUGA
Drosophila mauritiana is the source of this 2850-nucleotide messenger RNA. Its product is annotated as NFX1-type zinc finger-containing protein 1. The record is from RefSeq and is a predicted model, not a curated record. Gene Ontology annotation, cellular component: nuclear RNA-directed RNA polymerase complex. The transcript is spliced from 4 exons. Gene Ontology annotation, molecular function: helicase activity. Lineage: Eukaryota; Metazoa; Arthropoda; Insecta; Diptera; Drosophilidae. Gene Ontology annotation, biological process: regulatory ncRNA-mediated heterochromatin formation. Bases 92 to 2812 code for a protein of 906 amino acids.